AUGGCGACGGUCUCUCUACAUAUCACGAGUGAAGUGGCUCGAAACUCUGACUUAUUCGGUUUGUUAGGCGAUGUGCCUGUACAGAGGAUUGAUGUUGACAACGAGGCUCGGUUGAGAGAGUUUGAAGUAUUGUGGAGAGAAAAUGCAUUACAAAAGGAACUGGUCAUGCAAACGCUCUUUGAAGCCCUUUUUGAGUCCUAG
Molecule: messenger RNA, 201 nt
Organism: Penicillium taxi
Lineage: Eukaryota; Fungi; Ascomycota; Eurotiomycetes; Eurotiales; Aspergillaceae
Exons: 1
Coding region: 1-201 (66 amino acids)
Source: RefSeq, a predicted model, not a curated record